GCCGUCCCUCCCAUUCGCUCUUGCCAUCCAUCCCCAUCCUUCCUUCCCUCCCUCCCUCCCCUGAGCUGGGCCGUGCUGUGAGGGUGGGGGGCAAGGCAAACCAUUCAAUCCAUCCCAGUCUCCUUCCCAUCCUCUGCUCAGGGCUCAGGCCGAGGUCCGUCUCCCCUGCCUCGCCUCCUACCAUGGCUGCCAGGUGGGCCCCGCCGGCCGGCCUCAUCCUGCUCCUGCUGCUGGCCGUCCUGCUGCCGGCGCGCGCGGACAGGCCGGCGAGGACCGGCCACGCGGACGACGACCCGGAGGCCUCCUCUGCCGUCUUCCAGCUCUACGGCAACGUCUACCCCCACGGGUUGUACUACGUGGCCAUGAGCAUUGGCAACCCGGCGAAACCAUACUUCCUUGACGUCGACACCGGCAGCGACCUCACCUGGCUGCAGUGCGACGCCCCCUGCGUCAGCUGCUCCAAGGUGCCACACCCGCUCUACAGACCAACAAAGAACAAGCUGGUACCGUGUGUUGAUCAGCUGUGCGCCUCUCUGCACGGCGGCCUCGGUAAAAACCUCAAGUGCGACUCACCGAAGCAGCAGUGCGACUAUGAAGUUAAGUAUGCCGACCAGGGUUCAUCCCUUGGCGUGCUCGUCAACGACAGUUUUGCAGUCCGCCUUGCGAAUGCCUCCAUUGUCCGCCCCAGUCUUGCAUUCGGGUGUGGGUAUGACCAGGAGGUCGGGAGCAGCACUGAGGUUGCACCCACUGAUGGUGUGCUUGGACUUGGGAGUGGAUCGAUCAGCCUGCUUUCACAGCUCAAGCAGCAUGGGAUCACCAAGAACGUGGUUGGCCAUUGCCUCAGCAUGAGAGGAGGGGGAUUCCUCUUCUUUGGGGAUAAUCUCGUGCCUUAUUCACGUGCAACAUGGGUACCAAUGGCUAGGAGUGCAUUCAGGCGAGCCCUAUUUUUGAUGGGUUUUUUUGCCACGCAAUAUAUUGUAGAAAGAACAAGUGCUCAUUGCCUGCUUGUAAUGAUGUUAAAAAAUAGGAAUUAUUACUCACCUGGCUCAGCAAGCCUGUAUUUUGGUGGCUGGUCACUUGGCGUGAAACCAAUGGAAGUAGUAUUGGACAGCGGAAGCUCGUUCACCUACUUUUCUUCACAGCCAUAUCAAGCACUUGUCACUGCACUUAAGGGUGAUCUAAGCAAGACGCUGAAAGAGGUGUCUGACCCCUCUCUGCCUCUAUGCUGGAAAGGAAAGAAACCAUUCAAAUCCGUGCUUGAUGUCAAGAAGGAGUUCAAAUCAUUGGUUCUGAACUUUGCCAAUGGCAAGAAGGCGCUCAUGGAGAUCCCUCCUGAGAACUACCUCAUCGUCACUAAAUACGGGAAUGCAUGUUUGGGCAUCCUUAACGGAUCAGAAAUUGGACUCAAGGAUCUGAACAUUGUUGGAGAUAUUACAAUGCAGGAUCAGAUGGUGAUAUAUGACAAUGAGAGAGGGCAGAUUGGAUGGAUCCGAGCACCCUGUGAUAGAAUCCCCAAUGAAAAUACCAUUCAUGGAUUUGAGGAAGGUUAUUGUUGGCCCCAGUUCCCCAGCAGCAUCUUUGGUAUUCAGAACGAAGAGUGUGCAGCUAACUACCGUUCGAACAAAGAGUGAAUAACAAGGGGAGGCCAUUGGACAAAAAUAAUCAUCCCAGGGAGGCUCUAUAUACGAAGUUAGGAACGUGUAUUCUUUAGAAAAGAGAAAAAUCUGGUAGCCUGUAAUCAUCGCCAUGUGCAUAUGAAAUAUAAUCGUUCCGUUCUUAUGAAUCAAGGGUGUUAAUGACUUACUGUGUUUACUUGAGAUGUUUUAUGGAGCAUAUGGCAGAUGAUGAAUGACUCUUGCAAAUUAACCUGCACUGCAUUGCAGGUAUUUCUGAAUUGGCUUUCGGAACUUGAUGAACUGAAACUUGAGCAACCAACUGAACCUACCCUUGUGCCCAAAUGUGAAACUUCAGUGUAACCAACUGAAGAACUGUGUUGCUGCCAUGACUUAUCACCUGAUGUUGGGUGGAGCCAAGGGAAGAUUGAUAUCAUGGUUUAGAUCUUGCAGUAGUCAUUCUUUAGUUGUAAGGAUGUCUGUAAGGUGAUGCUGUUAGUCCCAGGUAUGUAGGAAUGCCAGUCAGUUUAUUUCAGUAUAAUAUGUACAGUAGAGUUGUUCUUUGUGUAGUAGUCUUUGGCGAUGGCAGCCGUUGAACUGUGGUUUCCCCCAAAAACGCUUGGUUUAUACGUACUUUUUGAUA
Molecule: messenger RNA, 2256 nt
Organism: Triticum dicoccoides
Lineage: Eukaryota; Viridiplantae; Streptophyta; Magnoliopsida; Poales; Poaceae
Product: aspartic proteinase Asp1-like
Exons: 9
Coding region: 183-1631 (482 amino acids)
Biological process (GO): proteolysis
Molecular function (GO): aspartic-type endopeptidase activity
Source: RefSeq, a predicted model, not a curated record